This is a messenger RNA of Prunus avium (sweet cherry), 1359 nucleotides long. Lineage: Eukaryota; Viridiplantae; Streptophyta; Magnoliopsida; Rosales; Rosaceae. The record is from RefSeq and is a predicted model, not a curated record.
CUUCACUGAAUCGCACUUCCCAUCAAAGUCUUCAAGUUCAAGGCCAAAAAAGAGGUGAGCAAUUCCUCAUUUGAGCUCUCAUGGCGCCUCCCAAGAAAUCAAAGAGAAGCAAGAAAGAUAGGAAAUUGAAGAAAAAGCGUUCCAGUCGAGCCUAAAGCCGCAGACUCCGACUGGUGGGAUAGUUUCUUCAACCCAAGAUAGGAAAGCUGAAGAAGGGGCUUAAUCCAAUGUCCUUUGGAGACCUUCUGUUUGUGUCUCCUUAUCUGACAACAGCUUUCAAAACUGGAGUCAUAGCUCUCGCAGAAGGAAUAGCAGUAGGGAGAAGCUUUUCCAUGUUCAAGAAUGACCACAUUGAUGGGAACAAAGAAAUGAUUGCCAUUGGGAUGAUGAACGUUGCUGGUUCUUGCACUUCUUGCUACCUCACCACAUGGCCAUUUCCCAGAUCAGCAGUUAACUACAAUGCAGGAUGCAAGACGGCAAUGUCAAAUGUUGUCAUGGCAAUUGCAGUUAUGUUCACAUUGUUGUUCCUCACCCCUCUGUUCCAUUACACUCCCCUGGUUGUGCUGUCUGCUAUUAUAAUAGCCGCCAUGCUCGGCCUCAUAGAUUAUGAAGCUGCAAUUCACCUCUGGAAGGUUGACAUGUUUGACUUUGUUGUGUGCAUGAGUGCCUGUAUCGGGGUCGCUUUUGGCAGCGUUGAAAUCAGCCUAGUCUUAGUGGUUGCAAUAUCUGUGAUCAGGGUACUUUUGUUUCUGGCAAGGCCAAGGACUUUUGUUCAAGGAAACCUUCCGAAUUCCAUGGUUUACAGAAAUGUUGAUCAAUAUCCCAAUGCAAGCAAUGUUCCUGGAAUUCUCAUACUUGAGAUUGAUGCUCCCAUUUACUUUGCAAAUACCAACUACUUAAGAGAAAGGAUUACAAGGUGGAUAAAUGAUGAGGAAGAUAGGAUCAAAUCUGCAGGGGAAAGUAGCUUACAAUAUGUAUAUGACUGCUGUUGGUAACAUAGACACAAGUGGGAUAAGCAUGUUUGAAAAGGUCAAAAAGCUUGUUGACAGAAGGGGGCUCCAGCUUGUACUGGCGAACCCGGGAAGCGAGGUGAUGAAGAAGAUGAACAAGUCAGAGUUGAUUGAGAAAACAUGUCAAGGAUAGAUUUAUCUCACAGUUGCAGAGGCUGUUGCAGCAUGCAACUUCAUGCUUCACUCCACCAAGCCCAACCCUGGCAAAGAUCAAGAACCAGCUGCAUGGAACAACGUUUGAUGGAUUUGGUACAAUGUGAAUUUAUGUAUCAGAAAGCAAUAUCCAAAUAAAUAUGAAGACUCGUUUCAAUUAAGGAGAAAUGAAUUUCAGGAAACAACGUUUGAUGGC